This is a messenger RNA of Taeniopygia guttata (zebra finch), 991 nucleotides long. It is a transcript of the gene MED7, whose product is annotated as mediator complex subunit 7. The record is from RefSeq and is marked provisional. Gene Ontology annotation, molecular function: transcription coregulator activity. Lineage: Eukaryota; Metazoa; Chordata; Aves; Passeriformes; Estrildidae. Gene Ontology annotation, biological process: regulation of transcription by RNA polymerase II. Gene Ontology annotation, cellular component: mediator complex.
GGGAGCGCGGCGGGCGGAGCGGGCAGAAAUUUCAUCUGGCAAAAAUGGGUGAACCUCAGCAAGUGAGUGCCCUUCCUCCGCCUCCAAUGCAAUAUAUCAAAGAAUACACUGAUGAAAACAUCCGUAAAGGCCUGGCUCCAAAGCCGCCUCCUCCUGUGAAGGACAGCUACAUGAUGUUUGGGAACCAGUUCCAGUGUGAUGAUCUGAUCAUCCGGCCCCUGGAGAGCCAGGGGAUCGAACGGCUGCAUCCUAUGCAGUUUGAUCACAAGAAGGAGUUAAGGAAACUUAACAUGUCUAUCCUGGUCAACUUCCUGGACCUCUUGGACAUCUUGAUAAGGAGUCCAGGGAGUAUAAAGCGAGAGGAGAAACUGGAAGACUUGAAACUGCUUUUUGUCCACGUGCAUCACCUUAUAAAUGAGUACCGGCCUCACCAGGCCAGGGAGACGCUGAGGGUCAUGAUGGAGGUGCAGAAGCGGCAGCGCCUGGAGACGGCCGAGCGCUUCCAGAAGCACCUGGAGCGAGUGGUGGAGAUGAUCCAGAACUGCCUGGCUUCCCUGCCUGAUGAUCUGCCUCACACGGAGGGGGGACUGAGAGUCAACGUGGAGCCCAUGGACACUGAUGAUGGCAGCAGCUGCGCUGGACAGAGCGAAAAGCAGAGGGAGCGUUCUGGUGGCAAGAGAGAUCAGGUUUUGGACAAAGAUGCAGCAAUGUGCAGCAUUAUUGAUGAGAUGACAUGAAGCAAACAGCUGCUUUUGUUAAUGCAGCACAGUGAGAGACAGAAGGGGUUCUGAGCAUGCAUGUUGUAUUUUGUUUUGCUGUUGUACAAGCAGAAAGAGCAUUUGUUGUGCACCUGUUGGAGGUUGUGGGUGACUGGGCAGAUGAAAAUGUUUAAAGUUUUGUGUUUUUUUGGUAAAAAAUAAAAAGUCUCAUUUUUGUUAAAUGUAUCAUGUGAGGUGGUAGGCACAGAUUAAAGUUGGCUUUUCCUGUUGUA